GCUUGCGGCCAGCACGGCGGCACGGCGGUACGCGGCGUCGUCUGUUCACAAAAUGGUUCGCAGCCGCCGCAGUUAUCGUGAAAUUUCUAAUAUGCGGGUGAAGCCAGUCUCAGCAUGGGCAUCAGUGAGCCUUCUUUCGCCAGGCCACGCCAUAAAAAGGUGCAAAAACGAACCAGGUAUUUUUCGAAGAAGCAGAACUCAAGCCAUCUUCCCCUAACACGCACGGCUCCGCCGCCCGAGUCUCUAAAACGUAAGCACAGCGCAGGCAUGAACUACGAUGAGAAACCUACGCUUCGCAGUGCGGGUGGCUUUCUACGCUGUCACGGUAUACUCGGCCCUGUCCACAGUCCUCAUCUACAUCUUCCUGCAGUGGUUCAACUCCUUCCAAAUCGACGGCUCAGGAACCGACGGGAUCUCCAACCGCACCGCGACCGGACCCUGCGGUGGCGAUCCCCGGAGUCCCUUCAACGUGCUUUCCCGCGACGUGAUGUCGAAGAACGAGAUCGCCCUCCGCGGCUGGUGGCAGGACCACUCCGCGGUUAAGACGGACGUCCAGUGCUUCAACCAGCCGUGGGCGCUGUGUUCGACCGCCUUCUCGAUCACCUGCAAGCCGACCACCAUCCACGCCAUCUACCAGUACCUCGCCUUCCGACGUAAUGUUACCCUCCGAAGUUUUCGCCUCAGCGUUCGGGCGUCUGCCGAGCAGCUUGAAUCCCAGACUGCAGAUUCCUUCGUCGGCGCGAUUGUGCUGGUCAAACUCGGCGACGGCAGCGAGGAGUUCCUCAGGGUCCCAUUCCCGGCGACCACGAGUACGCUGACCCAACGGGACGGGGUCUACACGGCGUCCCGUUCCGACCGGACCGUGAGCAGCGCGACCGUGAUGCUCGGCUGCUACGGUUACGCCGGCACGGUGCACUUCACCGACGUGGUCCUGACGCCGCUAGCUGACCCCGGCAGCCUGAGUUGUCGGGCCAGGGAGCUGCUCGAAGACUGUCCGCCGCCUGCCCGUAGUCCUCACCGGAAGCUGAAGCUGAGGCACGAGCUCAUCCUGGGCAAAGUGAGGUCCCCGUCGAAGAAGCGCCACCUGAACAAGGACGUGGCACUGGUCACCCAGCUGUCGAUGGACAGGCUACCGGUUCUGGAGCACACGCUACAGCAGUGGGAAGGACCCGUGUCGCUGGUCAUCUACGCACCCGUCAAGGCUGGGCAGCCAGAGGGCGAUUGGCAGAAGCUCUACGUGCAGAAAAAGCUGCAGAAGCUGAAGUUGCACCCGGAUAGCCACGUGUCGCUGGCCUACGGGGUUCCCGGUUCGGGCGACUACCCCAUCAAUGCACUGCGCAACCUCGCAAUCCGCCAGACCAACUGCGAGCACCUCUUCCUGGCAGAUGCGGACUUCCAGCCGUCCCCGGACUUCCACAAGCACUUCCUCCUCUCCACAAGGUCCGUCUCCAACACGGACAAGGUGGCAUUUGUGGUACCCGCCUUCGAGUACCUCGAGCUGCCGCAGAAGUCCGACGGAGUGGCCCAGACCAAGGAGGAGCUGAUGCAGCUGCUCCACAGGCAAGACCCCUUCGUGCAACGCUUCCGCCACGACGUCACACCAGACUCGCACCAGAGCACCGACUACUGGAAGUGGUACCGCACCGACCGGCCCUACCCCGUCCGGACGUUCGUGGACAUGUUUGAGCCGUACGUGGUGGUCAAGAACGUGCCCCAGCUGCCGCUGUACGACGAACGCUUCACAGGCUACGGCUCCAACAAGAUGACCCAUACAGCGGAGCUCUUUGCAGCAGGGUACCUCUUCUUCGUGCUUCCCGACGUCUGGCUGGUGCAUGUGCCGCACAAGCCCACGUCCUACUUUGCGCACCACGUGCAAGACCUGCAGCACAGGCUACGCAACAGGGUGCAGCGCUUCGAGUUUGUUGGCGAUGUCAUGCGCAGGUACGGCGUCGGAAGCUGCAAGUGACGCCGUUCGCGCCGACGGAGGCACCUCAAAAACCACUGGGACUGCAGCUUUUUUUUUUCUUCCUCAGUUUGUUUUAAAUGUGCCAUACGGUUGCGAGGGUAUUUUCGCGCAGCUAUCUUCAUGCUUUCAUGUGGACAAUAAGUGAAAAAAGGUGCAGGACGAGCACAGAGUGGACUGGCACAGAAAUACGAGAGCAGCUUUUUGUGAUGAACAUUGAAGUGCAGUGUUAAAUUUUUUAAUUUGUUUUUACCAGUUGUUCAUUUUGGCCUGGUGUUUUAAGGAUGUUUGGGCCACGAGCUCCAAUGACCAGAAAACCACAGAAGCGGCGACGCCACAGGUUUUCAUAGGCUCCAGUGCAGAAGCCAUGAACAUAUUGGAGACAACAGGAGUUAGUUUGGUUCACUGAUCUAAUGUCACAUACACCCGGGGUUGAACAUUUCCAGGUUUCUUUUUGUUGUUGUUCUGUUUUUUUUUUUUUCAAAUUGUGAAGUAAUUUGAAGUUACACUAUACCCGUUUUCACCCCAAAAACGUAGUAAACAAAAAUCCGGCUAUUUUAGGAGCAUUAUUAAUUUCCCCCUUUAUGUAGACAAUCAAGAUAUACAUAGGUACAUUUAAAAUCAGGUACACAUUAUCUUAUCAAGACGUACACAUUUCAGAUGCCAAAAGCAUCACUUCUUUCUUUCGAUGAGCGAAUCUCGCAAGAACUACUUCGUGCGGCGUAUGAAAAAUGCGUAAAACAUACUUCUUUCUUGAGGUGAAAACGAGUAUAGUGUAAACAGCUUAAUUUUCGCGAGGGAUGAAUUUUUACGAAUUUCACUACUUCAAAAGAUAUAGUGAAAAAUUGAUUGCACAAAUAGAUAGACCCAUUAUAAUGAAUACAUGCUUAUCACACCAAACCGUUGAACUUUAUGCCCGCAAGAUGAUUCCGAAACCCAAACUUUACAAAAUAUUGAGCCCGCAAAAAUAAAGUUGUUUAUAGUAUUUGUUAGGGGAAAGCAAAUGUAAAAAGUCUUGUCUAAACUUUGACAAUUCUCUGGAAAAAAAAUCUUGGCGAUACAUCGUCGGAUUCACUCUGAAAGGGUGUAUUCAACACUAUUUGGUCUUUGGCUGCAAGGUAAAACCUCUUAAUUCCAGGAUGAAUGUAGUAUCACUUCUAACUUUUAUCAGGUGUUCGCUCAGUUGACCAAAUUUUACCUCGAACAUAACAUUUCCAUUGGGAUCGCUCAAAGACACGGGAUCCCUGCACGCGUGGCCGAAGCCAAGUACCAGCCUCUGCAAUAGUCAUAUCAUUCAAUUGUCUCCCUCACACUAGCCAGUUUUCUUAAAUUUCAGUGUCUGACAUACCUGAGAAUAAACAUACUCCUCAACCA
Molecule: messenger RNA, 3337 nt
Organism: Ixodes scapularis (black-legged tick)
Lineage: Eukaryota; Metazoa; Arthropoda; Arachnida; Ixodida; Ixodidae
Exons: 3
Coding region: 278-1966 (562 amino acids)
Biological process (GO): protein O-linked glycosylation via mannose
Molecular function (GO): glucuronosyltransferase activity; xylosyltransferase activity
Source: RefSeq, a predicted model, not a curated record